AUGGCAGACCAGCCGCCACCGCCUCCUCCUCCUUGGCGGCAAGCGCGGAGCGGGCAGUGGCAGCACCGCAGGGCUUUGCCCGGGAGCGCCCCGGAGGGUGAAGGGACCCUGAAGGAUUGCCCGGCCGGCGACCUGAGCCGAGGGAAUUCAGAGUUCUUCCUUUCUGGUGCCAGUGUAGCUGCUCACUCUGUCCUUUCUUCACCUCUCCUGCAGUCCUCCGUCUGCGCCAAAAUCGUUGAACUGCUGGGGCAGAACGAAGUAGACCACCGCCAGAAGCAGGUGGUGAUUCUGAGCCAGGACAGCUUCUACCGGGUCCUCACUGCGGAGCAGAAGGCCAAAGCCCUCAAGGGCCAGUACAACUUCGACCACCCAGAUGCCUUUGACAACGAGUUGAUCGUCCAGACACUCAGCAAGAUCAUGGAGGGGAAAACAGUCCAGAUACCUGUCUAUGACUUUGUCUCCCACUCUCGCAAGGAAGAAGCCGUGACCGUCUACCCUGCAGACGUGGUGCUUUUUGAAGGCAUCCUGGCCUUCUACAGCCAAGAGCUCCGGGACCUGUUCCAGAUGAAACUCUUCGUGGAUACAGAUGCAGACACCCGUCUCUCCCGCAGGGUUCUCCGAGACAUCAGCGAGCGGGGCAGGAACCUCGAGCAGAUCUUAACUCAGUAUAUCUCCUUCGUCAAGCCAGCCUUCGAAGAAUUCUGCUUGCCUACCAAGAAGUAUGCUGAUGUCAUUAUCCCCCGUGGGGUGGAUAAUCUUGUGGCCAUUAACCUGAUUGUACAGCACAUCCAAGACAUCCUGAACGGAGGCCUGGGCAAACGGCUCCUCAACGGGCAUGUGAACGGCUACACCCCUCCCCGCCAGCGACAGCUCUCGGAGUCGAGCAGCCGGCCGCACUGAUGUCAGGCCCUCUGGGAGGCCACACGAAGUCCUCCUCCUUAGGAACUGCAACUUCUUGGCUCCAGCCGUGCUCUUAAGACCCCCUAGCAGGGUUUGACGGCUUCGAUCGGCGGGGGUCUUUACCGAGGGCCAGAACAUACUUGCUUUCCGAUGGCUCUGCCACAGAGGCCAGGAGGAAGGAUUCAGUCCCUUUGGAAAUAGCACAGAUGGUUUAUUGGGUUUUUUUGCGGCAGCGGCACAGUGACGUCACGCUCCGUGGCAGAGCCGUGCUGUCGUUGAGGGUCUUGGGGGGACAAAAGGCAAAGGACGAGGGAGGGAGACCACUGAACGGACACCGGGUGUCUCAAGGGCUUCAA
This is a messenger RNA of Gekko japonicus, 1256 nucleotides long. RefSeq names its product uridine-cytidine kinase 2 (gene UCK2). Gene Ontology annotation, cellular component: cytoplasm; cytosol. Gene Ontology annotation, molecular function: kinase activity; ATP binding. NCBI's taxonomy places the organism in Eukaryota, Metazoa, Chordata, Lepidosauria, Squamata, Gekkonidae. The record is from RefSeq and is a predicted model, not a curated record. The coding region runs from base 1 to 900 and encodes 299 amino acids. The transcript is spliced from 8 exons.